AAAUAAUGGCGCCCGUUACGCCCGAUGUCACAGGGACCGGAACACGGAAGCCAGAUGCCGGCAUCGGCCGGAGGAGAUGGCCGGGGAUGCUGCAGGGGACGCAUCGCGGGAGCGAAGGACAAGGUAAGCGCUGUAGGGAAUCCCUGUGCAACGCCACAUGGUAAGCCCGAGUGUAGCUCGGGGUUACCACUUUUGGUACUGAAACUUUACCCCGAGCUACACUCGGGAAUACCGCCAGGGAGGUUAUGCAUGAGCAAGGUGACGGGUUGAUUUACUAAAACUGGAGAGUGCAACUUUGCAUAGAGACCCGCUUCCAGGGUUUUUCUGCAAAAUCU
Molecule: messenger RNA, 335 nt
Organism: Staurois parvus
Lineage: Eukaryota; Metazoa; Chordata; Amphibia; Anura; Ranidae
Source: the annotation of a GenBank genome assembly